Molecule: messenger RNA, 1335 nt
Organism: Purpureocillium lilacinum
Lineage: Eukaryota; Fungi; Ascomycota; Sordariomycetes; Hypocreales; Ophiocordycipitaceae
Source: RefSeq, a predicted model, not a curated record
AUGGCUGAGGCGCAUUCGGUCAGCAUCUACUUUGCCAGAGGAGCCUUCGAGGCAGACACGCAGACGGCCGCAAACAGCGCGAUGCUCACUCCCGCGCCGCCGUUGCAAGCCAUCCCGUAUAAGUCGUGGCAUCCGCCCUUGGCUAGUCUCCUAGUCUCUGCCUUCUUUGGAAAGAACCCAAUGUCGCCACCAAUCUCUAAACUAAGCAGCCUCUCUCUCGAGGAGAUGCCUCCGACAACCCGUGCACAGACCAGGAUGGCCAGUCAAGCAGCUCCCAGCAACUACCUGAGCGAAAGCCUCUCCAGUUCCGACGAGGAAAGUGACAACGACUACUCUGAAGACGACGAUGAGUACGAAGAGCCCUCUGCAUUCGCCAAGUCACCAACCAACCUCAUCUACAACCUCGACCAGCUUUCGGAGCAGAGCCGCCACUCUGUGCGGGACGUCUUCAAAGGAUACGCCGAGGAGAUGGGAGACCCCUUUCAAGCCAUCGCAGAUUGUCAUCUCGACGUCCUGGCCGAUGCACUCCACUGCCAGGUUGUCGAUCCAGAUGUUGGCGACGAAUUGGAUGCGCACCGCACGAUCGAGUCUCGCGAGCUCCUCUCGUCUGUGUACGAUGUCGAGCCCGAGGACUUCCGGCCGGAUAUUUUUACGAGCCCGAGGCCUGGGCGGAAGGUGGUGAAGAGGCAUGACCUCGACUGCACCGUUUUUAGGAUGCUCCUCGAUGACCAUCAUUUCUUCCAAUACUUCCUCUCGCUGUCUCGCUCGACGGAUCCCAUCAACGAUCCCUUUCGCAAAGUUUCCCAACGGGUAGACCGCAUUUUGCAGACCUUGGAUGCAUUCUACGCCGCAAAUUCUACACCGUGGCCGGAUGAAUCUCCCACAGAUGUCGCCUGGGCGGCACGACACAUCGUUGGCAGCAUUAAGCUUAUCAACUCAGCCAUAUAUACUCGUGACCGACCUCUUGAACCUCGCGAAGCUCUGUCUGCCGCCCGUACCCUCGUUCACAUACUCGAGGCGGUUGUUGCCCGCAACCACGAUGUCCGCCAGGGCGAGUCGCGGCGUGCCCGCAAUCUCUAUUUGUGUUUGCUCGGCGACCGCGAUACUGGCUUUGUUUUGGACCAGCUCAAUCUUCUCCCUGAGGCCGCGAGCCAGUUCUUGCACCGCCUCGACGCUCUUCACGACCAGAUUGGAGUGUAUGGCGCGCCCGCGACGUACGUGGAGAAGUUUCGAACGUUGUUGUCCAGGUUGAGGACGUCGACGGCCGGCGCGGGCUUGAAGAGGGGCACAGAGGGAUCACAGGGGACUCAGCGAGGGUCCAAGAGGAUGAAGUGA